This is a messenger RNA of Clarias gariepinus (North African catfish), 4811 nucleotides long. RefSeq names its product TAO kinase 2b (gene taok2b). Bases 477 to 4265 code for a protein of 1262 amino acids. Gene Ontology annotation, biological process: protein phosphorylation. Lineage: Eukaryota; Metazoa; Chordata; Actinopteri; Siluriformes; Clariidae. The transcript has 16 exons. The record is from RefSeq and is a predicted model, not a curated record. Gene Ontology annotation, molecular function: protein kinase activity; ATP binding.
CGCGCGCGCGCGUGUGUGUAUGAGCUUCCGCUCGGCUCCCGCCCCGCUCCGCCAUCAUCCCGUCCUGAACAAUACCGAGGAUAAAGAAAUAAAGAGUUAUGGGAGCGGCGCUGUGUGACAGCUCGCUCGGAGUGAACCAGUGACCCCGGGGGGAGUGAUGAAUUAGGAUGGAGGCGGUGAGAGCGGCGGAGAGCCGGGCUGUAGCGAUCCGCGGAUCAGGCGUUUUUACUCUGACAAUCAGCUGAUGCAGCCUGACUCGCGUGUCUUUAACGGUUUUAACGGUCCAACGCGCCAGUUGUUUUUUACCCGCGCAUUGAGCGAUAAUAACACUGUGGCCUGAUGUUCAGAUGAAGAUUGCCUGGUUUUAAAGACGGGAGCGAAGGUUUUUAUUUAUUUAUUUUUUAUUCCAAGUCAGGCCGGACACUGAGCUAGCUUUAGCUUUAGCUAGCUACAGCGGAGACACCACGGCGCUGGCCAUGCCAUCGAGUGUGCGGGCCGGGAGUCUGAAGGACCCGGAGGUGGCCGAGCUCUUCUUCAGGGAGGAUCCAGAGAAGCUCUUCACAGACCUUCGCGAGAUCGGCCAUGGCAGCUUCGGGGCCGUCUACUUUGCCCAUGACAUCCGCACCAAUGAGGUGGUGGCCAUUAAGAAGAUGUCGUACAGCGGCAAGCAAUCGAACGAGAAGUGGCAGGACAUCAUCAAAGAAGUGAAGUUCCUCCAGAAGCUGCGGCACCCCAACACCGUGGAGUACAAAGGCUGCUACUUGCGAGAGCACACAGCAUGGCUGGUGAUGGAGUAUUGUUUGGGUUCAGCCUCCGAUCUAAUAGAAGUGCACAAGAAGCCGUUGCAGGAAGUCGAGAUUGCGGCGAUCAUUCAUGGUGCACUGCAGGGCCUGGUGUACCUCCACUCCCACAACAUGAUUCACAGAGAUGUGAAGGCUGGAAAUAUCUUGCUGACAGAGCCAGGGCAGGUGAAACUGGGGGAUUUUGGCUCUGCUUCCAUUGUGGCGCCUGCCAAUUCCUUUGUAGGGACACCCUACUGGAUGGCCCCUGAGGUGAUCCUGGCCAUGGACGAGGGCCAGUAUGACGGGAAAGUGGAUGUGUGGUCACUCGGCAUCACAUCCAUAGAGCUGGCGGAGAGAAAACCUCCCUUAUUUAACAUGAAUGCUAUGAGUGCCUUAUACCACAUCGCUCAGAAUGAGAGCCCAGUCCUGCAGUCUAAUCACUGGUCGGAUUACUUCCGAAAUUUUGUGGACUCGUGUCUACAGAAGAUUGCCCAGGACAGACCUACCUCUGACGUGCUGCUCAAGCAUCAUUUCCUGUGUCGUGAGCGUCCUCUGACCGUGGUGAUGGAUUUGAUCGCGCGCACUAAAGAUGCCGUGCGAGAGCUGGACAACCUACAGUAUCGCAAAAUGAAGAAGAUACUCUUCCAGGAAACGCACAACGGUCCGGCCGCAGAGGGCACGGAGGAGGAGGAGGAUGUGGAGCAGUACAUGCUGCGCACAGGCACGGUGAACAGCAUGGAGAGCUCGCACUCACUGCCCUCCAUGUCGAUCAGCGCCAGCUCACAGAGCUCUUCAGUGAACAGCCUUGCUGAUGGCUCCGACGACAGCGGCGAGAUGGCCAUGAUGCAGGAGGGAGAGCACACGGUCACCUCCAACAGCUCCGUAUUGCACAAACCACUGAGCCAUGAUAACAUCUACGACGAGCCCUACCAGCCUGAGGUGGAGUCUCAGCAGCAGGGUCCAUCCCCAGGAGGAGGUGGAGGAGGAGGUGGUGGUGGAGGAGGAGGAGGGGGUAGGCGCCGUCGAGGCCGUGAUCACUUUGCCACCAUCCGCACGGCAUCACUGGUGACGCGUCAGAUCCAGGAGCACGAGCAGGGUUCGGCGCUCAGAGAGCAAAUGACCGGCUACAAGCGUAUGCGCCGCCAGCACCAGAAGCAGCUGAUGGCCCUGGAGAACAAGCUGAAGGCCGAGAUGGAUGAGCACCAGCUGCGGCUGGACAAAGAGCUGGAGACACAGAGGAACAACUUCAGCAGUGAGAUGGACAAGUUCGGCAAGAAGCACCAGGGCUUACUGGAGAAAGAGGGUAAGAGUUCUACAACAGAGGAAAAGAAGUUCCAACAGCACAUCCUGACUCAGCAGAAGAAAGAGCUCACUACUCUGCUCGAGUCUCAGAAACGCCAGUACAGACAACGCAAAGAGCAGCUGAAGGAGGAACUGAACGAGAACCAGUCCACACCAAAAAGGGAGAAGCAGGAGUGGCUGGUGCAGCAGAAGGAGUGUCUACAGCAGCACCAGGCGGAGGAAGAGGCAGGCUUGCUGCGACGCCAAAGGCAGUAUUACGACCUGCAGUCCCGCCAGUACAAAAGGAAGAUGCUGCUGGCCCGACACAACCUAGAGCAGGACCUGCUCAGAGAGGAACUUAAUAAGAAACAGACCCUGAAGGACCUGGAGUGUGCGAUGCUGCUACGGCAUCACGAGUCCACACAGGAGCUAGAGAUGCGCCAACUGGGCCUGGUGCAGAGAACGCGGGCAGAGCUGAUCCGAACACAACACCAGAGCGAACUCACCAACCAGCUCGAAUACAACAAGCGGCGUGAGCAGGAGUUGCGCCAGAAACACGCCGUGGAGGUCCGCCAGCAGCCAAAGUGUCUCAGAGUGAGUGAGCCUGACAACAUGGAGAGCAGUGGGGAGGGUCCUGAACGGCAUGCAGAUGGGCUGCUAUCAGAAAGGGCAGAGGAGGGUUUCGAGGGAGUAGAAAGGGAAGAGGAUGGGAGUGUUUUCUUUAGACCGUUGGUGGAAAAAAGUACGCAGGAGGCGACUAGCAUAACGGAUAACGAAAGGGAGGGUUUGGUUGGAGGGAGAGAAGAUGAUGAAAGCCCUUUGCAGCAUUUAAAUGAGCGCGCCUCAGAGAAAAAGGCUGAUGUAGAUACAGAAGACAGGAUAGAGGAAGAAGAUAACACAGAGAUGUGUAAAGAUUUAAGGGGAGAAAAUAAAGACUGGCAGGUUGGGGAGAGCGCAGACAAAGAUUUAGGGGACCAAAGACUAGUAGAAGGCCUGCAGUGGGAAAAGGAGGAUGUAAACAGUGAGACGGAGAUAGAGACUGAAGAAGAGGGAGAAGAGGGUAGAGGCGUGGCUGAUGGCUGUCCAUCAGAGCUUAUCCGUUCAUCUCCUCUUGAAAUCCCUCAACGAGAUGAGCUGGAUGAGUUUUACUUUCCUGACGCUCUAGAGGAAGUGGAACCUCCUCCUGUUAGUCCUCCUUCCAGCCCUUCCAUUUCUCAACCUUCUAUUCCUUCACUUUUUUCUCACACCAUAUGUCUUGUCCUCUCCUUCUCUGCUGCAGCCAAACCAUCCUUCCCAACUUUAAUUUUUCUCUCUAUCUUCCUUCUCUCCCUUCGCCGCUCUCCUCCUCUUCCCUCGCUCGCAUCCCUGGUUCUUUCAGCUGAGCUGGCCUUCCUGGCCCUCUUUUUCUCCUACCUGUUCCUUCGCUCGCUCUGGUCAGUCUCUCUUUCCACAUUCUUUUCACUCGUUCUCUGGGCGUCCGGGCUGUUCAACAUGGGCCUGGCACUGAGUCUCGGUCUCUAUUACGUUCCUUUGGCUCUGGUCUCAGGUUUCUUCCUCAGCUCACCCUCACUCUUCCUUUCCCUCUACUUGGUAUUGGUGCUUGUGGUGCGACCGGCGCGCUCCUUCCUCCAGAAUGCGCCCCGAAAGCUAGCCCGACUUUGGGUGCGUCUGCUCUUUCGCCUACCAAAACCACUGUUUACAUUGUGCCAGUCCCUUACGGGUGGCAUGGCUGAGCGCAGCCUCUUUGAUAUGUUCCCCAAAGCUGGGCGUAAUUGUGGUGGCAGGCACUCCCGGAUACCUGUUCCAGCACGGAGCCUACCUAUGGAAUUCCAGGCCAAGCGCAAAUCUCAGUUUUACGUUUGGGUUAAGCGCUUCGCUCGGCGUCCCUUGGGCGUUUUAGCAGAUCUGGCCAAUUCGCUAGUGCUUCGAUUAGCAAACCGAAUACUUAAAGAGCUUCCGCCACAUUACUUGAGCAGACUGAGGGCUUUGGGGCUUUUAAGGGAGGAGAAGCCGAGCAAGUUGCCCCGACUCCUUCCACGCGAGGUGAGGGAACAGAAACGCAGGAUGAGGGAGAGGAGAGAGAGAGAGAGGCGAAAAAGGGAGCGGGAGAUAAUGCACAGAGAUGAUGGGAGGUGGGAGACCGGGCUGAGGAGAUCGUCCUCAGUAAGGAGCAUGAAAGGAAAGGUCGUGCCGUGGAGGUAGAUGUGGAAAGUGACCACAGGUAUCGCUAAAGUAUUUGCUGUCUGUCUGAGUGCUGAGCAUUCUUAUGCCUUGUUUUAUUCCCCCCCCCCUCAUGUUUUUGCACGCUCAGGUUGAGCCUUAUUUUUACUGGCUUGAUAAUCACACUUGUCUGUCAAACUUCCAUAUUCACUAUCCAUCAAUCAGUGAAUAUAAAGUAUUACUCAAGAUUGUGCUUUUUGUAAAAGUUUUACUGUCUUAAUUUGAAAUCAUUGAAUCAUUGUGUUUUUUUUUAUUUUAUUUUAUUUCUAAGAAGUAUGUCUUAUGGUUAUUAUUUCAUGACCACGUUUGUGCAAUUUAUUUUUCCACCCUUCCUAUUGUUUGUUUGGUGAAGGUUUUACAGAAAAAGCUGCAGAUAAUUUCGAAAGAGCAGGCAGAGAACGAUGUUCAAGAAGCCAUAGCUACAGUUUUUACGACGCAGAUGUCAUUGUAGCACCCACUGUGAAAAAACUGUACUGUUGUUUAAUACUUUACACUAUGGAGCACCCACUCACCCCCUACACCCCCCAC